Molecule: messenger RNA, 1641 nt
Organism: Eublepharis macularius
Lineage: Eukaryota; Metazoa; Chordata; Lepidosauria; Squamata; Eublepharidae
Product: probable peptidyl-tRNA hydrolase 2
Exons: 6
Coding region: 139-693 (184 amino acids)
Cellular component (GO): mitochondrion; cytosol
Molecular function (GO): peptidyl-tRNA hydrolase activity; protein binding
Source: RefSeq, a predicted model, not a curated record
CGCGGCGACUGGUCUCCCUCUCCGAGACGGCCGCGGUCAUUGGUCCCCAGGCGGUGACAAUUGAGGCGGGUAGUUCUGAUUGGGCGGGUGUCAUCAAGAGCCGCCAAUAGGAGAGCAGAGCGCCGCCAGCUGCUAAGAAUGGAGUCGCAACCUCUGGUUUCGGAGUUCGGCGUCGAUGAGACCCUCGUCGCGCCGCUGGUGGAACUGGGGAUCCCGGAGGCCGAAGCGCGGCGGGCUCUGGCUCUCACGGGCGGUCGAUCCGCUGAAGCGGCCGCGCAGCUUUAUUUCAGUAGCGGCCUCGAUUCCCAGGAAGAAGAUGAUGCCCAAGGCAGCUAUUACUUCAAGAUGGUCUUUGUGGUGAACAUGGAGCUGUCCAUGGGAACUGGAAAGAUUGCUGCCCAGGUGGGGCAUGCAGCAAUUGGCCUUUUCCAGCUGAUGCAGGAGAAGUCUACUCACAAGGACAUGAUUAGCCAAUGGGAGGAACAUGGUGCGAAGAAAGUGGUACUUCAGGGAUCCAGUGCUGACCAGUUGCUAGAACUGCAUGCCUUGGCUUUGAGCCUGGAGCUGCCAACAUACUUAGUGCAAGAUGCAGGAAGGACUCAGGUUCCGUCUGGGUCACAUACUGUCCUUGCCAUUAUGGGAGAAGAGGAGAUGGUGAAUCAGGUGACUGGGAAGCUAAAACUGCUCAACUGAGCAACGCUUCACAGCCUGCGCCUGUCAGCUGUGCUUGGAGUUCGUAGGCUGCCCUUCUCCCUGCUCUACUAGUGGGGAGGGAUCAGGAAGUACCCGCCGAAAGCAACUCAAGACCCAUCUGCAGAGCAUAGCAAAUGAAAAGGGCCGCUCUCCUUUGUCCUUGGCAGUAAGGGGGAGGCCAGCAGUGGGAGCAUCUAAGAGACGGAGUCUGUCUUUGCUGCAUUAUUUACAAACCACGUAAAAUGUUGUACAGAUGUUGCCUUGGCUUUCCUUUUGCACUGUGGGAAAACCAUGGGGUUUCCAGUCACUCCUUGCAGCAGAUGGCUAUUCAAGACCCAAAGCAUCCCUAACUGUUGUCUGUCUUGCCCUUGGGGCUUUUUAAGAAAAGGGAAGAUGCCACAAGUUUUGUAGACAACUUAUUCCAUUGCUUGUUGCUUAAGAAGAACAGUAGGAAAUCAUAGCUGCCCCCAAAUCUACCUUCCUCUUUGCAUCUUGCUCUAUCCUUAGUACGCAGUGGCGAACUCUUCCUCUUGGCAUCCUUUGGGUUAUCGUUUUUGAAGGACUUGAAAAAUAAUAAUUUAUGCUGGAGGACAGAAAAGCAUGUGCAUCCUGCAACCCUGUUUCGACCAGGUGGGGAAAGGAUGAGCAAUGUGAUGAGGAAGUGCUGGGCAAGGCAAGGAAUGGGGUCAGUGGGUUUGGGCACGAGGCAGAGUUUAGAGCCAUAGAGGGAAAAUGUAGCUUAGGUGGCAGGGAGACUGCCGUUUCUGCAGGGGGGUGGGCGGGUUACUGACAUUUGUGAAAGGUUCUCAACUGCUCUCCCUGCCCAACCCUCAUUCACACUUUAAAAGACUUGACUGUUCUUGCUGUCGUGGUAUUACAAUGUCCAGUGUCUAAAAGAAAUUUUUUUUAAUGUUAUUUUUGGUCCCAGUAAAAAAGUGUUACAACUGA